Messenger RNA from Penicillium brevicompactum, 1842 nucleotides. RefSeq names its product NupC/NupG family nucleoside CNT transporter. The transcript is spliced from 3 exons. Lineage: Eukaryota; Fungi; Ascomycota; Eurotiomycetes; Eurotiales; Aspergillaceae. Gene Ontology annotation, cellular component: membrane. The record is from RefSeq and is a predicted model, not a curated record. Gene Ontology annotation, molecular function: symporter activity; nucleoside transmembrane transporter activity. The coding region runs from base 1 to 1842 and encodes 613 amino acids. Gene Ontology annotation, biological process: nucleoside transmembrane transport.
AUGGAUCAGAAAUCGGAAAUCCCUGCAGAUCCUAUGUUGGAUCCUGCACACCAACAUCAGCAUGCACACCAUCACCACACCACUUUUGCCGAACAAGGGCGCGAGGAAGAGGUCGUCUAUGCCCAGGAAACCACAUUCGACAAGGGUGUCCCUGAGCCUACGCCGCUAGAGCAAUCCAGCAAGAGUUCCGACGAAGAGGCUGGGCAGAAUUACCCAGCACAACGCACAUGGCUCCGUCGCGUCGGGAAACAAUGGCGACACAUCGUCCACGCCGUCAUCUGGCUCUUGUUCACCGGCUGGUGGAUUGCUGGCCUGAUUCUGCAUCGAUAUGAUCUAGGAUGGUUGAUCCCCUUCCUCCUCUACUUAGCUAUCACUCUGCGCAUCAUUUUCUUCUACGUGCCCAUCUCCAUCGUCUCCAAACCCAUGCACUGGGUCUGGGAGCGUACCGCGCGCCCGUUCGUGAGCUUCAUCCCCCAGAAGCUCAGAACACCCUGUGCGGCCGUGCUGUGCGUGGGCGUCAUUCUGAUCGGCUCGUUCGCUUCUCCCGAGUCGGAAGAUAAUACUCGGGAGAACAGAGCUGUCAGUCUGUUCGGUAUGGUGGUCUUCAUUUUCGGUCUGUGGGCUACCCCCCGCAACCGUAAGAAGAUCGUCUGGCACACGGUUAUCGUCGGCAUGUUGUCGCAGUUCAUCAUCGCUCUCUUCGUGCUCCGCUCAGGCGCAGGUUAUGAUAUCUUCAACUUUAUCUCUGGCCUUGCGAGCGAUCUUCUCGGAUUCGCCGUUGAGGGCGUGGAGUUCUUGACAAGCGAUGAUUUCUACGCAUUGAAAUCUCCCUUUGUACCAGCCAACUUCUUCCUCGUCAGCGUCAUUCCGGCCAUCAUCUUCUUCGUCUCCCUCGUUCAGCUUCUGUACCACUACAAUAUCCUCCAGUGGUUCGUCGGCAAAUUCGCCGUCUUCUUCUUCUGGAGCAUGCGCGUUUCUGGCGCCGAGGCCGUCGUCGCCGCUGCCUCCCCCUUCAUCGGCCAAGGCGAAUCAGCCAUGUUGAUCCGUCCUUUCAUCGAACAUCUCACCAUGGCCGAGUUGCAUCAGGUCAUGUGCUCCGGCUUCGCCACCAUCGCCGGAAGUGUCCUCAUCGCUUACAUCAGUAUCGGCGUCAAUCCACAGGCCAUGGUCAGCGCCUGUGUGAUGAGUAUCCCCGCCUCGCUGGCAGUUUCCAAGCUCCGCUGGCCCGAGGAAGAAGAGUGUCUGACGGCCGGACGUGUCGUGGUCCCUGAAAAUGAGGAGCACCGAUCGUCAAACGCCCUGCACGCCUUCUCGGGCGGUGCAUGGCUCGGUCUCAAGAUCGCUUCUAUGAUCGCCGCCACCCUGCUGUGUAUCAUUUCUCUCGUGGGACUUAUCAACGGCCUCCUCACCUGGUGGGGUCGAUACUUGAAUAUCAAUGACCCCCCUCUUACUCUUGAGCUGAUUGUCGGGUACAUCUGUUACCCAAUUGCCUUCCUGCUCGGAGUUUCCCGUGACGGAGACCUUCUCAAGGUCUCCCAACUAAUUGGCCUCAAGCUCGUUACUAACGAAUUCGUCGCUUACAACGCACUCCAAAACCACGCGGAAUACGCUGAUCUUUCAGAUCGCUCCCGUCUCAUCGUCACCUACGCCCUUUGCGGUUUCGCCAAUAUCGGAUCCUUGGGUAACCAGAUCGGUGUGCUUUCGCAGAUCUCGCCGGGCCGAGGUGGUGAUGUUUCAAAAGUGGCGUUCAGCGCCAUGAUCACCGGUGCCAUCAGUACCUUUACCAGCGCGACGGUUGCCGGAUUGCUGAUCACCAACGAGAAGCAAUACUUCUCCACCUAG